AUGUUCUUCAAAAACUUCUCUAUUAGUGCUGGAAUUACAGCCUUUCAACAUGUUUACUUGAAAAUUGCUGGAAGUUUCCAGAUAGAACAGGAUCAACAAGAAAAGAAUGAUAUGAGUUUUGAACUCGAUCAUAAUGACACAGAUUCAGCUGAUGAAGACUCAGACUUUAUAGAUAUAGAGAAAAAAACCAAAAAUGGUAAAGGUACAGAAGAAGAGGCGAUGUAUAUAAUAACAGGAUAUCAACCAACAGGACUAGCGUUAGCCAAUAUUAAUGAUAUCAUUCUAUACAAUAUUCCUUCAACCUGA
Rhizophagus irregularis DAOM 181602=DAOM 197198 is the source of this 306-nucleotide messenger RNA. RefSeq lists its product as uncharacterized. The record is from RefSeq and is a predicted model, not a curated record. NCBI's taxonomy places the organism in Eukaryota, Fungi, Glomeromycota, Glomeromycetes, Glomerales, Glomeraceae.